AUUAAUUCAUUACUACAGUACAAAUUAUAAACAUUAUAAAAUAUCUUCGUUUUUAUAAGCUAUUCUUUUUUACUUCUCUUGACUUUUCACUUAAUGUACAAUACAUGACCAUUCAAUUAUUAUGUAAAACUCGUUGACUUAUAUAUAACUUUAUUUUUUUCAAACAGUAUACCAUCUUACCAUCUUUAUCUUUAUAAACAAUAUUUUUUUUUUUCAUUUUCAUACACGAUAACGUUUCUUAAACAUUAUUAUUACGUAUCAAUAACAACGAAAAAAAAAACCCAAUUAAGGUAUAAUUUUAAAGUUGGGUAUUUCUGUUUUCGCUUUAGUUUUUCUACCCGUAAAAUUUUUUAGAACCUCUUUCGUCUUAUACUUGUUUAUGUUUAUCUUUAAGGUACAAUGCGCGAACUUUUACUAGUGCGAAAGCUGCAAGAAGAAAACGCAAAAAAGAACAAACUAAGUGAAAACAUAACUUCUGAAAACUCGAACACUUCUAUAAAGGGUCACCAUGAAACUGCGGAUUCUUCAGUAAAUAAUAUUACAUUAAAUACAACAGAUAUUACUAACCAUAGAGAAGUUCAGAUUGAAAACAUAAAGUCCCAUGAUAUUGACGAUAACGUUAAAAUAUCUACACCUGACGACAAGAUAAAUCCAACCCAUCAAUUAAAUACUUCCGACGUAGAUAAAAUAUCUGAACAAGUUAGAUCUGAACGUACUUCUACUAAUGACAGCAAUAGUAAUCAAUUUAUGGGCAAGAUAUCUUUUAAUGAAAAAACUGAAUAUAGUCAAAAUGUACAAACCGUCGAAGAGAACGCCCCGGUAAUUUCGGAGCAUGAUGGAAAUGAUCUAAUAGAUUCAAUGUCAGAAGAGGAAAAAAAACAAAAUGAGGCGGUAUCACUUGCUCUUCAAACAAAAAGAGAAAGUUUGAAAGAGUUCUUUUUACAGAAACAACCUUAUAUUCACAAAGACACUUUUACAGACAAUCAAAUAGUAUUAGACUCAAAUUUUACUGAUGAUAAAAAAUCGGUUGCUUUAACAAAUUUAAAGGACGAACCCACAAAAGAGAAUUCAAAGGACGAAAUUCCUACCCAAGGAUCAUCUGAAACUAUAAAUUCCAAAGAUAUUACUAGUACUGAUAAACUUUCACUUACCUCACCUCCGGAUAACUUAAGUCCUGAUGAAAAACGUCAAAAGGCUGCUGCAAAUCGAAGCAUGCAAAGGAAGGACUUGAAGAAAUUCUUAAAACAGAAAAAACUUCAAAUGGAGCAAAAAUUAGACGAAACUACAGACAUAAUUAUAAUGGGUUCAGAAGAAAUUAAAACAUCUUCAGAAACUAAAAAUGUUGAAAAUUCUGAUGAAAAUUCUAUAUUAAAUGGAUUAAAUGAGGACGAUAAAAUUGAAUCAGAUACAAGAAGUAAAGGUGAAAUAAACAACUCUAUACAUAUAAAACAAGCAAAGAAUAAAGCAUCAUACGAAGAUACUGAUUCUGAUGGAUCAAUAGAUUUGGAUGCGAUAAUAGCUAAUGGUAGUGAUUUAGAGUCUGGUGAAAUUCAACUAACUGAUGACGGAUUGGAUGAUGGAGAUGAAAAUUUUUGGAGUGUUGAUCCUGCAGAGGUAUAAUAAAUUCAUUACAAAAUCGUUGAUUAUAACGAUUACUUAUUUAUUCAAAUUCAUUCGGCAAAAUCAAUUAGCUUGAAAGACAUAUUACACCAUCAACAUCUCCCUUACCUCCAGACCUGCAUAGCACUCCAAUAUU
Molecule: messenger RNA, 1756 nt
Organism: Rhizophagus irregularis DAOM 181602=DAOM 197198
Lineage: Eukaryota; Fungi; Glomeromycota; Glomeromycetes; Glomerales; Glomeraceae
Source: RefSeq, a predicted model, not a curated record